CGCAUGCGCACGGGCGGGGGCACCGCCCUCGGCGCUUGCGCAGUGGCGGCGGGCGGCGAAUUUGGAGCGGCAGCGGCGGGAGAUGCGGGAGGCGCUGCGCGGCCGCUCGGGCAACCGGCCGCCCCGGGACGGCGGGGCUGGCUCCGCGCCCGCUAUGCCGCCGCCGGGCAGCGGCUGGGCCCGCACCCGCGCCGCUCUGGCGCGGCUGGAGGCGGCGCUGCGCUGCUCCCGCUGCGCCAGCGGCCUGCGCGAGCCGGUGUCCCUGGGGCGGUGCGAGCACGUCUUCUGCCUAUCUUGUGUGGGUGACUGCGUUGGCAGAGAAUGCCCAGUGUGCCACAUGCCAGCCUGGGUGCAAGAUGUGCAGAUAAACCGGCAGCUAGAUAACAUGAUCCAGCUUUGCGGCAAACUGCGGCAUCUACUGGGUGAGGACACCGCAGAUUCAGCAGAUGUGUCUGUACCAGCAGACCCAGACUGUGAAACAAAGAGUAAGAAGGAACAGAUAAAGAUGUGGUUCAGCCCAAGAAGUAGGAAGAUUAGAUGCAUCCUAAACAAGAGUCGGUCAGUAACUACAAGCAGUAACGUUUGUCAAGACCCAUCUUCAAUUUAUGAUUUCUUUCCUUCCCCUCCUCAUGAAAAGCCUUCCAAACAGGCCAAAAAGCCAACACAGAAACUGAGUAAGAAGAUGAAGAAAAAACGUCUAGCAGACAUCAACAAAGUGUGGGGCUUAGAGAAGCUUGAGCAGAAAGGAGAAGUUGAGGAGAAGAUCUCCAAUAAGGAAAAGUGUGUGAUGAUUUGCAGUCAACCAGUAGUCCUAUGCACCCCAGAACCAAAUAGCCCUGAGGAGGCACUUCAGCAGGAAUCUGUAAAGGAAACUGAUUCCAGCAAAAAUAUGGAAGAUAUGGAAAUAUCCCCACAGUUAAGAUCCUCAGAGAAGAAAAAUACCAGUGAGUUUGUGUGUCCUGCACAAGGCAGCAAGCAAGAGGUUUGUGCUCCAGAGAAACCACUGUCAAUAGAAAAUGAAGUUACGCCUUUAAAACGUGGAAGGGAGCAAUUCACGUUUCCAGUUAGUUCUCAAUCUAAAAGACCAAGAAGAUCCGAGAGGAACGUUAUUAGAAAUUCAGGCAGUCAAGUGGCUUGCUUAGAGGAGGUACCUCAGGGCUGUCCCAGCUCCCCAGUUGUUGAAAACAGAAGUCCAGUUCAUGUUUCUUCCUCUGUAUCAAAACUCUCUGGUGAUACCUCAGUGAAGACAAGAAGCUCUGGAGUUGCUCAGGAAAAAAAUAGUCCUUCGCUUUCAAAAGUUCCUUCUACUCCAUCUGCUUCUAAGACUUGUAAUCAGAGAGGAAUGCCACACAGUCCUGUGUUGAAGUCUCCUGGUAAUAACACGAUUGCCAGAAGAAAUUACAAAGGAGAGACUCUGCUCCACAUUGCUUCCAUCAAGGGUGACUUAGCAGCUGUUGAAGAGCUACUGAAAAAUGGAGCUGAUCCUAAUGUUAAAGACAAUGCUGGCUGGACACCACUGCACGAGGCAUGUAAUCAUGGGCACAGAGAGGUGGUGGAGCUGUUACUGCAACACAGAGCACUGGUGAAUACUACCGGCUAUCAGAAUGACUCCCCGCUUCAUGAUGCUGCCAGGAACGGGCAUGUGAACAUUGUUGAGCUGCUGCUUUCGCAUGGCGCCUCCCGUGAUGCAGUUAAUAUAUUUGGUUUGCGGCCUGUGGACUAUGCGGAAAGUGAAAAGAUGAAGUCUGUGCUAAUGUUACCAGUGAGGAAUGCAUCACUUUCAUUUAGCCAACCCUCUGAGCCAGUGAGCCCUAGCCAGCCAAGGGAGGGGCCUCUUGGUCUACUCGGGAGCGGUCUUAGCUCAGAGCAACAGAAAUCGCUGAACAAGUUAGCAACGAUUCUGAAGGCUCGAAGAUGUACAGAAUUUAACAGCACAGUAACUCAUCUUGUUAUCCCUGAUGUUCCAAUGCCGAGCACUGUCAAAUGCAUGAUGGCUGUUCUGACUGGAUGUUGGGUUCUCAAGUUUGAAUGGGUACAAGCCUGUCUGCAAACUAAGGUUCGAGAACAAGAAGACAAGUAUGAAAUCCAAGGUGGCCCACAAAGAGGCCGGCUCAACAGGGAACAGCUGCUGCCAAAGUUGUUUGAUGGAUGCUACUUCUAUUUUUUGGGAUCUUUCAACCGUCACCAGAAGAGUGAUCUUGUGGAGUUGGUCAAAGCAGCAGGAGGACAAAUUCUGGUUCGACAGCCAAAACCAGACAGCGACGUGACACAGACAGUCAACACGGUGGCGUACCAUGCAGAACCUACUUCUGACCAGAGAUUUUGCACGCAGUAUGUGAUCUAUGAUGUGUCUUCUAAACUCAAGCCAGAGAAAAUUCGUCAGGGUAAGGUCUGGAUGGCCCCCUCCAGCUGGCUUAUAGACUGUGUAAUGUCAUUUCAGCUGCUGCCAGUAAAGUGAAUAUCCCUGUAUCAUGAGCAAGAUUUUAAAAGCGGUGAAUCUUGAGCAGUUGGAAAGCGCUGGUAAACACUGGUCUGUGUUGGGGGGCAGGGAGAACUGAAGCUAUGAUUCAUCUUUUGCACUUAGCAAUACAGGAGAGCUUUGAUUACUUCAAGUGAUAUAUGAAGAUCACUGAUAUGUUGGAAAAAAUGAUUUUGCUAUGGAGGAAGGAGGUAAAGAUAAUGCAUUGAAAAAAUAUGCCUUCAGUUACUUAGUAAGCUUUAUUUUACAUUUAACUUCACUAUAAUGAUCAGUGACAUACUUUGUAACCAAGACUUUACAAAACAAAACCUGUUGCACCAUUCUUGGGUUUUAAACCAGCCCUUCACAGGCAAUAGAGCAUGACCACACUCCUCUUGCAUCUAAUGUCUGUUGACAAGGAUCUACUGUACGUGUCAAGAUCUCCCAGCCAGGCCAAAAUUCGUAUUUAAAAACAAAACAAUAAAACUUUAUGCAUUUGAAUAUAGUCAUUUGCCUAUGUAGACAUCUCUUCAUUUGGACAAGAUGUUAUAUUCUUCAUAAUGUUUUACAGCUGAACAUUGCAGGAAGUCCUUGUCAAAGUGUCAUAGGAUAAGCUCUGUGGAAAUUAAAGUAGAACUAGUGGCCUGAAGCCAUGUGACACUAGACGUUCUUGAAACCCGUAUCUUUAAAAAUCUUAAUGUAAAUUUAGUUAUUUGUAGUGAGAGUAAUGCUCUAUCUAAAUCCAUCCUCCUUCACACUUGUAAAUGUAUAAUCUGUGUAAGAUUCUAUUUUCUGGAUGUUUUAAAGGAUCAGAUUCUCUAUAACAAUCAAAUAUUACUGUACUUACAGGUGAUUGAUAUCAUGGUUACUUUGGAAAAAAAAUGCAGCGACCACAAAAAUAACUAUGCUUCACUUCUUACACAAUUGUAUGAGCUUAUCUGGCUACAUUGGAGUGACGCUUGAUUCUUGCAUAUCUGUAAUAAUCAAUUUUUAAUUAUUUCAUAAUAAGUAUUGUCAGAAUCUUGCUCUCUUUCUCUCAUUUUUUUGUAAGAACUGUGUUCUUAUGUCGCGUAAUACUUUUAUCUUGUGUGUUGCCUUUAGUUUUGGAACUCAUAAUGUGAAGAUGGGGUCUUGGAUUGAUUAUUACAUAAUGAGAAUGAUGAUUGUGGAAUAAAACCAAGCUUUUGUGUUCAUAUUUUUGUAUGUAGUCUUAUAAUAAAACCUCUACUGCUGGUCA
This is a messenger RNA of Dromaius novaehollandiae (emu), 3695 nucleotides long. RefSeq names its product BRCA1 associated RING domain 1 (gene BARD1). Gene Ontology annotation, molecular function: ubiquitin-protein transferase activity; protein binding. Gene Ontology annotation, biological process: protein K6-linked ubiquitination. Lineage: Eukaryota; Metazoa; Chordata; Aves; Casuariiformes; Dromaiidae. Gene Ontology annotation, cellular component: BRCA1-BARD1 complex; BRCA1-A complex. The transcript has 11 exons. The record is from RefSeq and is a predicted model, not a curated record. Bases 83 to 2458 code for a protein of 791 amino acids.